This is a messenger RNA of Xyrauchen texanus (razorback sucker), 1680 nucleotides long. Its product is annotated as E3 ubiquitin-protein ligase makorin-2-like. Gene Ontology annotation, biological process: protein polyubiquitination. The transcript has 8 exons. NCBI's taxonomy places the organism in Eukaryota, Metazoa, Chordata, Actinopteri, Cypriniformes, Catostomidae. The record is from RefSeq and is a predicted model, not a curated record. Gene Ontology annotation, molecular function: metal ion binding; ubiquitin protein ligase activity. The coding region runs from base 98 to 1330 and encodes 410 amino acids.
CGCUUCGCUGAGAUCUAGUCGGAAAUAUUUUCAGGCUGCACAAAAGCGUGGAGACAGGAAAAUAAAUAUCAAAUUUUUGUCAACACGGGAUGUCAGGAUGUCAACGAAACAAGUGACCUGCAGAUAUUUCCUCCAUGGUGUUUGUAGGGAGGGCAGCAGAUGCAUGUUCUCUCAUGAUAUGACCACAAGCAAACCUUCAACUAUCUGCAAAUACUACCAGAGAGGAGUUUGUGCCUAUGGAGACAGGUGCAGAUAUGACCAUAUCAAACCUGGUCGUGGCAGUGGUCCACCAGCAGACCACCCUAACCGAGCCAGCAGUGUAGAAGCACCAGUGCCAGGACCUUGUCUCCCACCAAAACAUGUAAAAAAAACACUAGUGUUGAGAGAGAAAGCUCUGGGCUGUGAAAGCAGUGGUCAUGUGUAUAGUGGUGAAAGCACGGAGGUUGGGGAUUGCUGGGACUACAGGGACAACAAUGCUAGCAGCAAACCUCAUACUUACCUUGAUGCCAUCCGCUCUGGGCUCGAGAGUUCAGCCACUGCCAGCCCUCAUCCAGACAUGAGUCAACAGCCUCAGCUGUGCCCUUACAUGGCGGCAGGCCAGUGUCACUAUGGCAACAGGUGCCCAUAUCUCCACGGCGAUAUGUGCGAAAUAUGUCAGCUGCAAGUUUUGCAUCCACAUGACCCUGAACAGAGGGAAGCACAUGAAAAGGUGUGUAUGAUGACAUUUGAGAUGGACAUGGAAAGAGCGUUUGCAGUGCAACAUAGUCAGGAUAAGGUCUGCAGUAUCUGUAUGGAGGUGGUGUAUGAGAAAGCAUCUCCGUCUGAGCGACGGUUCGGCAUCCUGUCCAGCUGCUGUCACACGUACUGCUUGAGCUGCAUCCGUCAGUGGCGCUGCGUCGAGCAGUUCAAGAACCAGAUCAGAAAGUCUUGUCCUCAGUGCCGUGUGGUAUCGGAGUUCGUCAUACCCAGUAUGUACUGGGUGGAAGACCAGGAGGAGAAGAACAGACUCAUUGAGGAAUUCAAGUCUGGAGUCAGUAAGAAGCCAUGUAAAUACUUUGAUCAGGGCAGAGGCACGUGCCCAUUUGGAGGAAAGUGUUUUUACAUGCAUGCUUACCCUGAUGGGGCGCGAGCAGAGCCUGACAAACCUUGCAAACAACUCAGUGCAGAGGGCAACGUUCGGUUUCUUAACUCAGUGCGUCUGUGGGACUUUAUUAAUGAGCGUGAGCAUCGUGGGGUGCCUGGGUAUGAAGAUGAGGUCAGUGAACUGGGUGAACUCUUCAUGCAGCUCUCAGGGGCCGGUGAUGGGAGCUCCACCUCUACAUCAUAUUGAUCACGUGAAACACGUAUUCGCCUCUUUCAUGUCUUAGGUACUGUGUAAAAUAUCUGGACAAUAAAAUGUAUUAGCAGGCAAGCGUUUCAAGUUUACAUUUGAGAUGAUUUCCUCAGAAGACAUCAAAUGGUGCAUUUUUAUGCUGAAGCAUAUACUACAUCUGUAUGAGAAACUACUGUAUAUAAAACACCUGUAUCAUGUGUAGGCUGCUAUAUUCUCCUCAUCUGCAUUAGGAUGUUGCCAGGUUGAACUGAUUUUUUUAAUACAAUGCCCAAAGUGGAAUGUAUCCUAAAAGAAAAAUCUUGUGUAUGAAGUGUAAUAAAGAAAUAUUGUACAAAAUAAAAUAAAAA